UUUUGUAGUUUGUAAAGUUGAUUUGGAAAAAUGUAUUCUCAAAAGUGCUAUGGGGAAACUAUGGGGAGCUAAAGCAGCAAAAAAACACAUAAAAUCAAUAUAUCUGAUCAAUAAUGAAACUUCUUGUUUUGAACUGGCAACAUGAGCUAUGGAGUUGCCAGUUGAUUGACAGGUUUGUCAUAGUUUGGUGUUGGUAUAAGCCACACCCCCUCAUAUAAAUAAAGCACAUUGAUUUCCUCAUUUUAAUUUCCUUGUUGGUUCUAGUCUGAUUCAGUACAGCAAUGGUUCAUAUAAUCAUUUCAGCGCUGUUGAUCUGUGGCAUGGGUUUGCUCACAGCUACAGCAUCUCAGACAACCAAUAUGUCAGCUCAACCAGGAGAUAAUGUCACUAUCUGGUGUCAACACACCUUACAAACUGGAAACAACAUGCAAUGGUUCAAGCAAACAAACAAUACUGCACCUCUUAGUAUUGUAUACAUGAUGUUAGCUUACAAACUUGAAGUAGAGCCAACAUAUUUAAAUGGUUUUAAACCAGACCGUCUUGUGAUGUCUCUGAACCGCAAAAACAGCUCUCUAAGUCUUUUAAAUGUGGAUAUUUCUGAUUCUGGUCUGUACUACUGUGGUUGGGGCAGUUGGGUGAUCACAUUUGGUGAUGGAACAAACAUAGACAUUAAAGAGAGGAGCGUUACACCACUGAAAAAUGAAACUUACAAAGUUACAAAUAAAGAUCUUAAGAAGAGUCCAGUUUCUGAAAAGUACUGUCCUGGAAACAUCUUUUAUAAACUGACCUUUAUUUUUGGUGGUAUUGUUGUUAUUCUCAUCAUCAUUCCUCUCACACUGUUCAUUGUUAAGAUCAGAAAAACACAGGAAAAAGAUGCUGAUCAGCAUGUAACACAACAUCAUGAGGAUCCUCAUUCAACAUUGUAUGCAGCUCUACAGUUCUCAAAACAGAAACCCAGAAGAGCAGCCAGACAUGCGGAGGAUACAGAUGUUGUGUAUUCUGCUAUAGUCCAGCAAUAUGGUCCAAUAUUGUAGCCUAAUGUUGUGUUUGCAAGCUAUAUUUUUAUCAAGACUUUAAUAUUUAUAUGCUAAUGCCAUACAUUUAAAGUGUAUGUGGGCUCUACAAUGUUGAAUAUUUUUGAUGCAAUAAAAGUUGUGAAAUCAUGUGAAAGUUCUACGAAGAACUUUAUUUUAGAUCUGUUUAUAUACUUUCUCAAGAAGAUAUAACCAGGCCCUUGCAGAAGAGGCAGGGGUUGUGAAUGAGAUCAUUUCCUAUACAGACCCUGACAGGAAGAAGCUGUUCAGUGCAGAAUGAGACGUGCUGAGGGGAACUUCAGCGGACCAGAUUGCAAAACU
Messenger RNA from Rhinichthys klamathensis goyatoka, 1355 nucleotides. RefSeq lists its product as uncharacterized. NCBI's taxonomy places the organism in Eukaryota, Metazoa, Chordata, Actinopteri, Cypriniformes, Leuciscidae. The record is from RefSeq and is a predicted model, not a curated record. Gene Ontology annotation, biological process: response to bacterium. The transcript is spliced from 6 exons. The coding region runs from base 282 to 1034 and encodes 250 amino acids.